AUGAUUCUGUGCCCGAGGAAGAGGGUCGGGCCAUGGCGUAGAAAGUCGACCCUGAUCACGUCGCUCCUUGCCUUCUUCCUCAUCUUGCUCUUCAUCCAGACUCGCAUCCACUACGGCCCUGCACAACCCGACCCUCCCUCAAUACCGCACCCAGCGCCUGUCGCUGAGCCCGAGCCCGCGCCCUCACCGAUCCCCCAAGCAGAACCGUCGCUCAAGGUCACCAACCCUCUGAUCAAGAGCCAGGCCAAAUUCUGGCGGAGUUUAUACCAGAUCAUCCUGAACAACGACCCAAACUGCAGAAAUGCUCCCGACCCUGUUGUUCCUCAAAAGUUGGACAUUGGCUUUGAUCCCACUCGCAACCGACCGAGACCGGACGUAUUGUAUAUGGACACUGCCGACAUCAAGCGCAUGCGUGAGGCGCACUCCAACUUUGUCAGUGAUAUGAGAGGCGUGACUUCAGUGCCAUACGAACCUGGCACUCGAGGUAUCGCCUUGACGGGCGGGUUCAACCAGCUGCCUGUCCUGGUCAUUUCGCUGCGAAUGCUGCGAAGGACCGGGUCCGAUCUGCCAGUUGAAGUGUUCGUUACCGACGAAUCUGAAUGGGACGACGAAAUCUGCAGGACUGUCCUACCUGCCCUCAAUGCGAAAUGCCUCCUCUUCUCCGACAUAUUCCAUGCGGCAAACACGGGCGUAGCGAUCGGCCAUUUCCAAUUCAAGAUCAUGGCUGUCCUCUUUUCUUCCUUCGAAGAAGUCCUGCUCCUCGAUUCCGAUGCGUUUCCUGUUCAAGAUCCUCUUCCUCUAUUCGAAGAAGAGCCGUUUAAGAGCCACGGUCUAAUCGUCUGGCCCGAUUUUUGGUACCCCUCGGAGUCCCCAUACUAUUUCGAAAUUGCCAAAAUCGACUCUCUACCGCCUCUGAAUGAACGAGCUUCGGUCGAGUCGGGCGAGAUUAUGUACUCCAAGGCCAAGCACCACAAGUCGCUUAUGCUUGCCGCAUACUACAAUUUUUACGGACCGUCCUACUACUACCCCUUGCUCUCCCAAGGUGCUCCGGGCGAAGGUGACAAGGAGACGUUUGCUUGGGCAGCGGCUGCCUUGAAAGAGCCCUACUACGCUGUCCAUGAGCGAGUCAUGUCUCUCGGCCGCCAUGACACAAACGGUCAUUAUCUUGGUACUGCUAUGGCUCAGCAUGACCCGAUCGCCGACUAUGCAUUCACCAAAGCCUACGGCCCUCCUCACGAGCGCAACAAGGACGGCGACACCGGCAAAGACAAUCACUUCGACAUACAAGAAAGUGAUGUCAAGCUCUUCUUCAUCCAUGCAAACUUCCCGAAAUUCGAUCCCUCAACCAUUUUCGACCACGAAAUCAAAGGCUUUUCGGAUCAAGUCGUGGGACGGCCCACUCAAGACACGAACGGUACGAACGUCCGCCCCUGGAUGAGUCCGUCUCGCGCUAUUGACUUGUUCGGAUUGGACAUCGAACGACGGUUCUGGGAGGAAAUCAAAGCCACGGCAUGCGAGUAUGAGCAUCAAUUCGGUACUUGGAAGGGCAAAACAGGGAUCUGUCGAUGUACCCAGGAGUACUGGGAUGAUGUAUUUGCGGUGAAUGCGACUGGCACUCCUCUUGACGACCGUCAGCACACGAAAUCCUCCAUCGCGGUGCCUUCACCGUCUUAG
Messenger RNA from Cladophialophora yegresii CBS 114405, 1674 nucleotides. RefSeq lists its product as uncharacterized. Gene Ontology annotation, molecular function: alpha-1,2-mannosyltransferase activity. The transcript has a single exon. Bases 1 to 1674 code for a protein of 557 amino acids. The record is from RefSeq and is a predicted model, not a curated record. NCBI's taxonomy places the organism in Eukaryota, Fungi, Ascomycota, Eurotiomycetes, Chaetothyriales, Herpotrichiellaceae. Gene Ontology annotation, cellular component: Golgi apparatus. Gene Ontology annotation, biological process: mannan biosynthetic process.